GCCGCCCUUUACCUGUCAUCCAAUCAGAGCUCAGACUUCAGCGCGCAAUGUAAACAAACGAAGCGGCCCCUCUCCAAAAUAUCCCCGUCGCGCUCUACGUACCGCAACCGCAGCCCGGAAAUCCCAUCCACUCCUCUCUCUCGCCUGACAUCAUCAACCCUUCCUCUUCCAAACCAGGGACUCGCUGGCUCGACUUCUUCCGUCUCUUUGCUCUCCUCUCGAUCGUCAACGACAUCCACGCAUACGAGAUUGAGAAUUCCCACUCGCAAACAGUCAACAUGUCGUCGCCGCCUCGCCGUCGUUCGGCCCGGUUGGCCAGCACCAACACGCCCAAGCCCAAGGCCAAAUCCACCCUGGCUUCUGUUGCCGAACGCGAUGAUACUCCUCCUGCUCAAGAGGUCGCCGAGAGUCUAAAUGCGCUCGUCGUCCCGAAUCACGAACCUGCGACGCCCUCUUCCCACUCGAACAUUAAGGCCCCGUUGUCGGAAAUGCACCCGAGCAAGGUUCACCCCACCGCAGCACCUCCCUCCGCUACUUGGCUCGGCUUCAGAGAUAUGGACCCCUCCGACAAGAAGGCCGAUCCCCAGGCGACGCCUUCCAAGACGCCAUUCAAGUCCACGGGUGUGCCCGAGUCGCCCUUCACCUUCCGCGUCGCCCAGCCUACCGGAGACAAUGGCUUGAGCAGCGAUGCCCAGCAGAUGAUGAACGAGCUGCGCGAGGAGGCGGCCAGAAUCAAGGCGGAACUACUCGCCAAGCGCGAGCUGGAGAGAGAGGACGAAGAGAUCAACGGCCGCAGGAUCGCCAAGGCCAGGGGCAAGUCUGGCCGCUUCAGUGCUGUCCACAUGGCCGAGUUCAAGAAGAUGGACUCUAUCGAAGGGCAUCCUUCAGCCUUCCGAGCCCAGCCUGGCCGGGUCACUCCUCUCAAGAGCCUGAAGCGGACCCAGUCCAAGGCGAACCUGGACGAUACGCCUACGCAACCCAAGUCUAGCUUGAAGCGAUCGCCCUCCAAGGCUAACUUGGACGACACGCCGACGCAGCCCAAAUCUGUCCUGAAGCGGUCUCAAUCCAAGCCGAACGUCGACGAUACGCCCACUCACCCGAAGUCGAUCCUGAAGAAGCCGUCCAAGAUCAACCUGGGCAUCCCCGAUACGCCCUCGCAGCAGAAGUCUAGCCUCAAGCGCUCUCCGUCCAAGGCCAACCUGGACGAUGCGGACCCCAACAGUCCCACAAAGCCGAGUCUUGGACCUCGACCCAAGUCUCGCAUCUUUGCAAACAUUGAACCACCCUCAUCAGUCAAGCGUAUGCGACAGCGGUUCGAGGACGAUGCUACCACUGCUCGGCCAGUUUCUCGCGACGGCAGCUCUCUCCCGCGUCCCAAGUCUAGCGGAACAGAUGCGCCUACUGGCCUUCGAUCUCAGCCCAGUCUGGCCUCCCUCACGAGCCCCACUGCGUCUUCCCUGGCUCGCGCUGCUGGUUCCAAGAUGCCCUUGCCUGGUACACUCAACAAGUCAGCCAGCAAGCCUGAUCUGGGAUCGCUCGUCAAGUCGCCCUCGAAGCCCGAGCUUGGAAGUCUCAGAAGAUCGCCCUCAAAGCCUGAUCUGGGUGGCCUCACAAAGUCUACCACCACCAACAACCUUGGUGCGCUGGAGAAGACGGCCGAGCUGAAACGCCGAAUUGUGAGCCCCGGUCGCUUCGAAAGAGUCAAGUCGAUUCUUCGUGGCGGAAAGGGAGCCUUUAACCAGACGAAGAGUGCUCUUCCUAAGCCCGCUUUUAGCAUCUCCCAGACUCCUGCACCGCAGGCUUCAGAAAAGACUGUUCCCGCCGUUCCGUUCACGACUCCGCGAAGAAAGUUGUUUAAGAGAGUCGACUUCACUCCGGACACUAACCGAGCCGCCGAUGUUCCGAACACAGUUGCACACCAAGCUUUCGCGAGCAUGAGCCCUAUUCGUAAGAAUGGAGAGGUUGAGUACCCCAGCCUCGAUGCCAUGCUCGGAAACGGCAAUGUCACCCAGCGAAAGAAGGGCGAGAAUCUCUAUCCCGAACUGAGUGUUGGAAGCCCGUCUGACAAGGCGACCGAGAACGCCAGCGAGAGUAUCAAGCCUCUGCCUCCGACUGUACCUGGCACAUUCACUUUCCGCAGUGACCACACCAUCCGAUUCGGUAGCGCCUCUCCCACUGGUUUCGGUUCGACUGCUGGACAAGCCAGUGUCCGUCACGUGAGGGCCUCGCUUGACAUGCCGGGUAGCUUCCCCACAGGCCCCGAGUUCACCUCCAACAAGGAAAACAGGUCUCCCAUGCAGUUCCUGGCUGGAAAGCCCCAUGGAAUGACCAACAAGAAGCGGGCCCGCGCUCGUGAAGAGGAAGGAGACCUUGAGGUGGAAUCGGGUGAUAGAGCUGGCAAGAGACGCAAGGCCGAACAUGUGCCCGAGGGUGAUGCUCUCCUCGCCCCCAGACUGAUAGGUGCUACCCCGGGCACCAUUGGCAAGAAGCUACAGAGCCCUCGCGUUGCUCAAUCGCCGAGCCCCACGAAGAAGCGCGGCGGUAUGAGUCUGAGCCGACUCAACAUGCUGGCGAAGCCAAAGGCUCGCAACUAGGGAUGGGAACAGGAAACGCCCGAUAACUAACUUGGCUGAUUGAAGGCACACAACUACUUACACCGGUCUUGUUGGAUUUGUAUAAUAUGACGAAGAAUGCGGAUGCUUGGCAAACUGGACACGUUGCUGUCGAUUGCAUUGGAUCUUCAGCAGUGGCAGUCCAGAGGAGAGGAUUACGACUGGCGUAACAAGGAUGGCUUACGGAUGGAUCAGGCUGGACCAACGGCGGUUGCAUGGAGGGGGGCAUAUGGACUGGUCUUGGCGUUUGUGUUUUGCUUUAUUUUUGUACAAUACCUACUGGCGUUGGGAUGAGAUUGUCCUUUUUACUUUAGUUCUCGGCGGGAGGUUCUCUACCUUUGCUGAGCUUCAGGUCUAUGAAAAGUUGCACUUCCAUCACGUACCGACAUCACGUACAGAGACAUGUUCGUCUAG
Messenger RNA from Colletotrichum acutatum, 3026 nucleotides. RefSeq lists its product as uncharacterized. Bases 279 to 2594 code for a protein of 771 amino acids. The record is from RefSeq and is a predicted model, not a curated record. The transcript has 2 exons. Lineage: Eukaryota; Fungi; Ascomycota; Sordariomycetes; Glomerellales; Glomerellaceae.